GGCGGAAGUUUAACGGGUACUAGCCUCUGUUUGUGUAGCAUAAACAGCUUCAGUUCAAACAUGCCAGUGUUUGAGGAAUACACUUAAUGUUUUAUUACUCGAGACUACAUUCAGACCAAGGCUAUACUCUUAUCCAGUGGAGAAAUAAUUACCCAAAGUAAACGUUAGCCAAAUUCACAAAGGUUGUUAAAGCACUUUUGAUAUAGUAAUGCUUCCUGCAGCUGCAGUUUUUCACUUCCCCUGGGAAAUCAGCUCAGAUCUGGUGAAAGAUGGAGCCUCUAUCCGGACAUUCGGCAGACUUACAAAUUAUCUGCCGGAGGAAUCCAAAGCCAUUCUUACAUCCCAUCAUGCAUCAGUGCAGUACCAGGUAUCAAUACAGACUACCUUUAUUGAGCCUUUUGAUCCAAUAAUUGGAGCUCAAUACAUUGUACUUGGAGAGAUCGAAAAGUCAGAGGGGGAAGGUGAAGCCAUUGUGCAUGCACGGGUCUUUAAUUGUGUGGACGGCGUCGAUGUUGCACUGCUACAGAAGGCCGUAAAUGAACAGAGGAAAUUUUUUAGGGAAAGAAAUGAUGAGGCUGGUGCACGGUAACAUCGGUUUCCCAACAACCAUAUCACCUGGAGAGAUAAAGUGGGGAAGAUCAGUCUGUGUCUGGGGUCAAAUAAAAUAAAAGCAGAGAUACAAUCAUGGAGAUAAAUCCCUGAUUGUUAAAAUGUUAUUAUAAAAUGAAAGAAAAUGUCAUUAUUAGCACUUCUAUUAGACACACUAAGGUUGUUUAAAGUAAUACAAGAGAAAUACAUAUGCAUAAGAGUUAAUUAGUGGUGUACAGUUUUAGUACUAUUAUUUUUACUUUUUUUUUUUUUUUUUUUUUAGUACCAAAUAAUUUUCUAAAAACGUCACUCAUUAACCGUAUUGGUGUGAUAUUAGAACCAAUGCUGACAUGAUGAUGUCUUAAUGACAUAUAGCUAUUAUACAAAUUUACAUUGGAAGUAGUAACCUUGAAAGUAAUGACUUUUGGUGUAACCCUAGAUUUAACUUCGUCAAGGUAAAAUGAUACUGGGUCAGGUGUAAUUUAAUAUGGGUAGCUUGAAGUACGUCAGAUUUUCAUUUGUGUGUUAGGGAUGGAAAAAUGGAUCCAAAAUAUUGGCAUUUAUGUACAGUUAAUGUAAAAGUCAUAUUUUCCAUGUUUGUGUGCAAUGUUCAGUGUUCAUGUUUGUGUGCAGUGAAUAAACUGUAUAUUAAUUUCAAACCACA
This is a messenger RNA of Pangasianodon hypophthalmus (striped catfish), 1252 nucleotides long. RefSeq names its product TEN1 subunit of CST complex (gene ten1). The coding region runs from base 209 to 589 and encodes 126 amino acids. The transcript is spliced from 3 exons. NCBI's taxonomy places the organism in Eukaryota, Metazoa, Chordata, Actinopteri, Siluriformes, Pangasiidae. Gene Ontology annotation, biological process: negative regulation of telomere maintenance via telomerase. Gene Ontology annotation, molecular function: telomerase inhibitor activity; single-stranded DNA binding; telomeric repeat DNA binding. Gene Ontology annotation, cellular component: CST complex. The record is from RefSeq and is a predicted model, not a curated record.